UCUCAUUGCGACGUCCCCCAACGCCUGCUCAUAUCCGGUCGUAUAUAUGUUGCCACGAGUUAGCGGCGAAUUUGGAGAGUGUCCAUUUUGAGCAGCGAGUCGGCGUCUCCUGUAUUUUUUCCCCACUAUAAAUCUUUCGAAAAACCCACCGUCAGAAUGGCAGACGCUGAGCAUCUCCUCAUGGAGACAUCAGACCAGAACGGCAACGAAGGAGAGGAGGACCAGAAUGGAGCCGAGCAAGAGCAAGAGCAGGAGCAGGAACAGGAACAGGAGCUAAUGGGAGGAGACGAGGAGCUCCUGGAGAGCCAAGACGGACAGGAGGAGGAGCAGGAAGAAGAGCAAGAGGGCCAGGAGGUCCAGGAGGGCCAAGAUAACGGCGCAGAUGGAGGCAAAAUUGACGCCAGCAAAGGAGAGGAGGAUGCUGGUAAGAUGUUCGUGGGCGGCCUCAGUUGGGACACAAGUAAAAAGGACCUGAAGGAUUACUUCACGAAGUUCGGCGAGGUGUCGGACUGCACCAUCAAGAUGGACUCCAACACUGGCCGGUCCCGAGGGUUCGGCUUCGUUCUCUUCAAAGACGCCUCCAGUGUGGAAAAGGUUCUGGAGCAGAAGGAACACAGACUGGACGGCCGUCCGAUCGACCCCAAGAAGGCGAUGGCCAUGAAGAAGGAGCCCGCCAAGAAGAUCUUUGUCGGGGGUCUGAACCCCGAGGCCACGGAGGAUGCUAUAAGGGAAUAUUUCGGAACCUUUGGAGAGAUCGAAACCAUUGAGCUUCCCAUCGACCCCAAAUCAAAGAAAAGGAGGGGAUUCAUCUUCAUCACGUACAAAGAGGAAGUCAGUGUUAAGAAGUGUCUGGAGAAGAAAUACCACACCAUCCAGGGCGGCAGGUGUGAGCUGAAGAUCGCCCAGCCAAAGGAGGUAUACCAGCAGCAGCAGUACGGAGGGGGCCGUGGUGGAGGUUAUGGAGGUGGUCAGGGAAGAGGCCGGGGCCGUGGAGACUUUGCCGCAGGUCAGGGUCAGAACUGGAACCAGGGCUACGGAAACUACUGGAACCAGGGAUACGGUAACCAGGGCUAUGGUGGCUAUGGCGGCUAUGGCAACUACGACUACUCAUCCGGUUGCUAUGGAUACGGCCCCGGAUAUGACUACACAGCCGACCAGGGCAACGGCAGCUACGGAAAGACUCCCAGACGGGGGGCACACCAGGCCGGCUACAAGCCAUACUGAUGAUCACAGUGGUGCAAGGACUCCAGUGAUCCAGUGAGACCGACGGCUGGAUUGACACACUGGGCAUGACUCGACCUCUUUUAUGAUAGAAGACCAUUUGUACAGAAAAACAACUGAAAUGUAACUUUUUUUGUUUCUUUUUUUUUUUUUAAACCUUUCAUUUUUAGAUUUACUUUCCCCUUUGGUGUUUCCUUUUUUUUUUUUUUGUUCCUCUUCCCCCUUCCACAUUUCCAUCGAUGGAAGUGUAAUUUUUACUGUACUUUUUGGUACCUGUUUUGAUUCUAAUGUAUUGUAAGGCUUGUAUUUUACAUGUUUGCUGGCUUUACAGGUUGAAAAAUCUUGGCGCUGUAAAGGAGCUUUUUUUGACAAAUAAAACCGUUUUCAGUAAUAUUUUUAAUUUUGGUUCUGAUGCUUCCAGGUUUUGGGGUGGAAGAUUAAGAAGUUGACUGGGUUUAGGAUUCAAAUUCAAUUGCAAUCAUUGAUUUCUCCGUCUUUUUCCCCUUUAUGUGGAACCAUUUUAACUCUAGUUAUAAUUUCUUAAUUUCCUCAAAAGAAGUUCAGCGGGGAAUUUAACAUCUACAGAUGUUAAUGGGGGGGAAAUGAAUUAAAUCUACAUACCUUUUUACAUAACAAGCAAACUUGUUUCUGUGCUGGUUCAGUUUGUGUUUGUCAAGUGUCACUGGUUUUUAGAAAUAACCGCUAUGAAAUUUAAAUGUGCUUAGUUUUUUCUUUUUUUUUUCUGGAGGCCAUUGGAGUCUCCUCAGCUAGUGUCUCUGGCAAUUUAUUAGUAAUAAACAUCCUCGUUUGUAA
This is a messenger RNA of Eleginops maclovinus (Patagonian blennie), 2034 nucleotides long. Its product is annotated as heterogeneous nuclear ribonucleoprotein A/B-like. Gene Ontology annotation, biological process: regulation of gene expression. Bases 157 to 1224 code for a protein of 355 amino acids. Gene Ontology annotation, molecular function: RNA binding. Lineage: Eukaryota; Metazoa; Chordata; Actinopteri; Perciformes; Eleginopidae. Gene Ontology annotation, cellular component: nucleoplasm; chromatin. The record is from RefSeq and is a predicted model, not a curated record. The transcript is spliced from 9 exons.